Stegodyphus dumicola is the source of this 2988-nucleotide messenger RNA. RefSeq lists its product as uncharacterized. Gene Ontology annotation, molecular function: serine-type endopeptidase inhibitor activity. The record is from RefSeq and is a predicted model, not a curated record. NCBI's taxonomy places the organism in Eukaryota, Metazoa, Arthropoda, Arachnida, Araneae, Eresidae.
CACCCCCCCACCUCCUCCUCCACCACCGCCCACCUCCUCCACCACCGCCUUCUCCUUUGUAUGGUCCUCCGCCACCCCCUCCACCACCGCCUCCGCCUUUUGUAUGGUCCUCCGCCACCCCCUCCACCACCGCCUCUGUAUAAACCCCCGCCACCUCCUCCACUACCUCCAUAUAAGCUACCCCCACCACCACCACCUCCCCCUCUGUACGGACCACCACCUAUAGCACCUCCUCUUUACCUCCCACCGCCUCCACCUCCAGCCCCACCUCUACCGUAUCCUUCUGCACCUGCUCCUCUACCGCCAGCUGGAUUUCCGUACGCCGCUUCCGCACCUGCGGCUCCUAUAUACGGCUCCUGUUUGCAGCAAGAAAUAACGUGCCCACAAUGCAUGUUGGGUUUACCGGAGAAUUUCGAAAGUGUUUUCUGCAUGUCUCCUUUUGCAAUGCUGGUGGCUAUAGGAUUAGACAAAGAUUCCCCUCCGAGCGAUGCCAAAAUCUUAAAAGUUCUUCCCUUCGUAGCCAAGAAGGCAUCUCUUUUAGAGGUAGUCUCUUCUUCCGAAGGACAUUCAUACUACAUUGAGGUGACGCCUUCUGAGGCCGCUUCUCGAAAAGAAGCUCCAACUCCACAAGAUUCGUGCUACAGAACAAAUGUGAGAGGAUUGUACGAUAUAACAAACGUGAAUUCGCCUUACGAAAAAAUUGUGGAUUUUGAAAUCUACUUUCCCUUGUCAUGUGAAUGCAAAGCAUUUGACUUCAGUCCAGCAUACGGCAUUUUGUUGUCAACCGUUCGACCAGAGUUACCUCAAACUGUGAUACCGCUUCAGCUGAACGAGAAUUUCGUCUUCAUCAUCCUACCUGCUGGAGAAACUAAAAUCCCUCAGUGCCCAUAUACUGGAUAUCCGAUGCCUCCACCAGCGAAAUCGAAUGUCUUCGACGAAUACACUCCGAAGAUUGGCUACAGUCCUAGAACCAAAGCAGAUAUCUCAUGUCCCAAGACAGAGACAAAUUUCUGCCCUAACUGUACCAUCCUAGCUGAGAGUUCUGUUGUAGACGUACCAUGUAAUAUGAAAUUCGUUGCUGUGGUGGAAAUUAUUGGAUCUAGCUUGCAUUCAUCGGAGAUGCCUCCUCUGCAAAUUUCGACAUUCCACGAUAUAUCAACCUACAGUUCUGGUCUACGUCUACAUAUUGGGGAAGCAUCGAAAAGAAGCAAUGACAUUAAAGGUGCUUGCAACAGUGUCACCUUGAAGUUGAAGAAUGUCAUCGCUCCCUCAGAACAUAAGAAAACUUCCGGAAUGAUUACCGCUUUUGCCGCUCCCUCAUGCAAUUGCCACAUGAUUGAAGCAGUUGGUGGUUAUGCCCUCUUCAUGUCCGAAACAUUCCCGGAGAAUUUCGACACUAUUCAGAUGGCACCAUCCAUCACUGCUGCAUGUUUGUCUCCAGGGACAACAGUGCUCAACUUGUGCCCAUCAGAGACUCCUGCUCCAGUCCCCAUUCCACCAACGCCAACGGAUGCUGAACUUACUCCUUCACCUCCAUAUUUUCCUCCUCCUCCAUCUCCUGACGAAUUAAAUCUGCCAUUAAUGCCUGAACUCCCUGAUUGCUUGACCUCCAACAUUUCCUGUCCAGUUUGCGAAGGGGUUCCCAUAACUCCAGAAGUGCACUGUUCUGCACAGUUAACAAUGAUGGUAAAGAUGCUGAAACCUUUGAUAGAAGAUCCUGACUCGAGUAACAAUUGCCUCACUGGCGUUUUGAACACUUUAUUUGAAGUAACUGCAGGAAAGCCAGUUCUCAAGCCAAACCUCAACAUUGUCAUCUCCAUCCCUAAGCAUUGUUACUGUCCUUUUCUAGAAACUUCUGCAAUUGCAUUAUUGGCAGUGCAAGAUCCAGUAACUCUGAGCAGUCCAAUCAACCUACAGAUGUCCAGUUCAGUUUCAAUUCAUCCACUUUCCGUCGGUGAAUUCAGGUUGCCUGUGUGCGGUUCACAGACCCUCCCAAAUCCCAGGACGGACCAGAUACCAGCAGAAAUUAUCUUGGAAACAGAAGACAGCGAAGUGAAAUUAUCUGCUGGAAUUAGCCCAACGGCAUGUCCAACGUUAGAUGGUUCUUGCCCCAGAUGUGAAACAAUGAACAGCGAGCAACUCAAAGAUUUUAUUUGCACCACUGACCAAGCUCUUUUAAUAUCUGGUCUUAAAUCAGCAGAUGUUGGAUUAAAGCGAAAUCAACCAACGAAAAUAACGGUGUCACAGAACCUAUCCCAAAACUUCACAGUUACUAUUGAAAUAAAACCAAAAGGGGACAAAGAGGUCUGUGAUUUACCCGUCAAAAAAGGAAGAUGCAAUAACUCUCAGUUGCGCUACUACUACGACAAGGAUAAAAAUGCGUGCGAAAAAUUUACAUAUACUGGCUGCAGUGGAAAUGCCAAUAAUUUCAUUUCGAUAGAAGACUGUGAAAAUUCUUGCUUGAAACCAUAUGACUGCGAAGAAGGAAGCUUCAGAAUCAUUAAGAAUGCAACACAUGGCCGAAUAGCGGAGAUGCAAAAGGAAUUUAAAUAUAUGGUACCCGACCACUGCAUUUGUCCGUAUAUUAAUGAAGAUCCACAGGAAAUAGCUAUCUUAGCAUAUAAUGUCACAGAUGAGAAUUUUGAUUCAGCUCAGUUAACAGAAAAUUACUACAUUAUACCAAUAGCUGAAGAUCAAUUUGAAGAGAUUACUGCAUGUGAGACAGAUCAUAUAUCUGCUAGAUCAAAGGCCACUGAUGAUAAGAAUAAAAAUCACAGUUUUGAAACUAAAGAUAAUGAAAUAGAAACCACAUCUGAUAUUUUUACUAACAUCACAGACUUGGAAGAAAAGAAUAAUAAUACAAGUAAAAAAGAGAAAGCAUGGAACUUCUUUGGCUAAAUCAAAAUUAUUGAAAAAUGAAAUGCUAUGUAUAUAAUGUGCAUUAAAUCAAAAGAUAAAUAAAAAAAGCUUACGAUGAAUAUAUAAAAA